Messenger RNA from Lucilia cuprina (Australian sheep blowfly), 1685 nucleotides. Its product is annotated as fringe glycosyltransferase. Gene Ontology annotation, molecular function: O-fucosylpeptide 3-beta-N-acetylglucosaminyltransferase activity. Lineage: Eukaryota; Metazoa; Arthropoda; Insecta; Diptera; Calliphoridae. Gene Ontology annotation, biological process: regulation of Notch signaling pathway. Bases 255 to 1568 code for a protein of 437 amino acids. Gene Ontology annotation, cellular component: membrane. The transcript has 7 exons. The record is from RefSeq and is a predicted model, not a curated record.
UAAAUUUCUAUAUAAAUAGUUAAAAUAAGUUUUAUGAUUAUUUGUUAAAUCGGCUUAAAGUUUUUGUUAUUUAUACAAGCUUGUGUGUGAUUUUGUUGUGUUUUAUAUAAGCUGUUUAGUGUGGUAGUAGAAAAAAAGGAUUAAAAUAAUUUGAAACAAAUAAUAAAAUAAAAAUAUACAAUAUAAAAUAGAAUUACAAAAACACAAAAAAUAAAAAAAAAAAAUAAAUAUCUUCCCAUGAUGUUUAUUAAAGCAUGAGCUCUAUUUUAUUGUCAUUGCCACAACGUUAUAAGCGCCAAUUACAAGCAAUGACUCUUGCCGUGAUCAUCAUUUACACCACUUUGGUGUUUUACCAAAGUUCAUAUGGAUAUCCAAAUAUUGAGAUUUCGCAAAAUCCCUCACAAAAAUAUCACCAUAAAGUGGGUGAAGUACAAACACAUCAUAUGAAAUUAUUACAAUACGAAACAUCUACAACAAAUACACCCACCACCUCAACAACGACACCACAACAAUCAUCACCAGCAGCAUCUUCAUCUUUAUCACAGUCAUCUUUUACUCAGGAUUUAAUAGCAAAUCCUGUUCAUACCACCGUUAAUCAACCUACUACUGUGAUUAUACGUAAGGACAUACAUAGUUUUAAUUUCUCUGACAUAGAGUUACCCAUCGAAAGACCCACAGCUUCGGCUCAUUAUUUGCGUAACAAACAUUUACUACGUGAUCUCUCUCAGCGUUCGGUGACGGGUACACCGAAGCCACCCACCACCGAAUUGGAUGAUAUUUUUAUAAGUGUUAAGACAACAAAAAGUUACCAUGACAGUCGUUUGGCCUUGAUUGUUAAGACAUGGUUUCAGUUGGCCAAAGAUCAGACAUGGUUCUUUACGGAUACUGAUGACCCAUAUUAUCAACAAAAGACAAAUGGUCAUUUAAUCAAUACCAAAUGUUCGCAGGGACAUUUCCGUAAAGCUCUCUGCUGUAAAAUGUCAGCGGAACUAGAUGUUUUUCUGGAAAGUGGUAAAAAAUGGUUUUGUCAUUUUGACGAUGACAAUUAUGUAAAUAUACCCCGUCUGGUAAAACUUCUAGAUGAAUACAGUCCCUCUGUUGAUUGGUAUUUGGGUAAACCCAGCAUAUCCUCACCCUUGGAAAUACAUUUAGAUAGUAAAAAUACUUCGUUAAAUAAAAAGAUUACAUUUUGGUUUGCAACAGGUGGUGCUGGCUUCUGUUUAAGUCGAGCCCUGACAUUAAAAAUGUUACCCAUAGCAGGUGGUGGUAAAUUUAUAAGUAUUGGAGAUAAAAUAAGAUUUCCUGAUGAUGUUACCAUGGGUUUUAUUAUUGAACAUCUUUUAAAAGUACCGCUCACCGUUGUCGACAACUUCCAUUCACAUUUAGAGCCUAUGGAGUUUAUACGUCCUGACUCUUAUCAGAAUCAAGUGUCCUUCAGUUAUGCUCUCAUGAAGAAUCAAUGGAAUGUGGUUAAGGUUGAUGGUUUCGAUACAAAAACAGAUCCCAGACGAUUUUAUUCAUUACACUGUAAAUUAUUUCCUUAUUUUAGUUAUUGUCCUCAUAGAUGAUUUAAUUAAGAAAAUGAAGUAAAAAUAUUUUAUUUUUUAUUGUUGUUGAUUUGUGUAAAAAAAAUGAAUAGAAAGGGAAAAUUUUUAUGUUUUAUUUGUUAAAAAUCUGUGAUGUAG